This is a messenger RNA of Ruditapes philippinarum (Manila clam), 3997 nucleotides long. Its product is annotated as dopamine D2-like receptor. Gene Ontology annotation, cellular component: membrane. The record is from RefSeq and is a predicted model, not a curated record. Gene Ontology annotation, biological process: adenylate cyclase-activating adrenergic receptor signaling pathway. Bases 373 to 2754 code for a protein of 793 amino acids. The transcript has 3 exons. NCBI's taxonomy places the organism in Eukaryota, Metazoa, Mollusca, Bivalvia, Venerida, Veneridae. Gene Ontology annotation, molecular function: G protein-coupled receptor activity; dopamine neurotransmitter receptor activity, coupled via Gi/Go.
UCUAGAAUAGUUUCUGGUAAUUGUGGGAAUUUUCAGUGAUUUAACAACCAAUAGGUGGAUUACUGUAGCACGAUCUGUCAAUGGUAUAUACUCUUGAUCAUUCUGUUAUUGGAAAAUACUUGGUGCCGUGGAUUUUAACAGAAAAUGAAAUAAAUCCAAAAAUACCUGAAUUCUAUCAUAAAGCAUCAACUAUAAACAUGGACAGUUAUUUUACCAUUGAUUUACAAUAAAGUUAUUGAAAAAAACUAGGAAUACAACACUGUGUGGAUAUUAAAUUCUGGAUUUCCUUGUUUUUCAAUUCAUAAUGGAAAGGAACAAAUACUGAAACAUCCGGAUAAGUAAAGAGUGGAAUUUAUUUAUUGGAUAUUACAAAUGUGGAGUGUAGUACCGAUGAUGUACGGAAUGAAUGGCAGUUCCAUUGAAUCAAAUGACACAUGUUUUAAUGGUACAUGUAUACCGGUGCCUGGGGCAAGCGUGAAAUGGGGGCUUCUGGCCCUCAUUGUUGUGAUAUUAUGUACAGCUUUAGGAAAUUUACUUGUGUGCCUGGCUGUGUGUUGGGAGCGUCGCUUACAGAAUAUGACAAAUUAUUUCCUCAUGUCCCUCGCCAUCGCUGACUUCCUUGUCUCCAUUAUUGUCAUGCCUUUUGGAAUGGUUGUAGAGAUCUAUGGUUAUUUUCCCCUUGGAGCCCAGUUCUGUGCAUUCUGGGUAACGAUGGAUGUUCUAAUGUGUACAGCUUCAAUCUGGCAUAUGUGUACCAUGAGCAUGGAUCGGUACUUUACACUGAAAUAUCCGAUGCAGUACGGGCGGAACAAAACAAAAACAAUGGUGGCCGUGAAAAUUGUAUUUGUCUGGAUAGUUUCAUUUACAAUCAGCAGUCCAAUAUCUAUUUAUGGUUUAUCACAAGAAAGUUCAGUGUUUAAUGAUAGGACAUGUGUGAUAACAGUGAAGGAAUUUGCCAUUUAUGGUUCUAUCUUUGCAUUUUAUGUCCCUCUUAUCAUCAUGAUAUUAACUUAUACAUUAACAAUUCGUAUAUUAUGGCAGAAUCAACACAUGAUGAGAACUAUUGACAGAUCUCAUUUCCGAAUGCGCCCUCGGAAUAAUAAAACACGAAAUAAAUCUACACUUGCUGCUACGAUGCUCUCACCACCAAGUUCUGACUCUAGGAGAGAAAGCCAUACUGACAUAUCCUCACUGGCCAGAACACCAAACAUUGAAAAAGUCAAUCUACCUGAAUGUACAGAAUGCGACUUGAAAUUUCUGGAAUUGAAACAUGCACUGGACAAAACAUAUGAAGCAACUAUCACUGCUCCAAUUACUGAUGGUACUAAUGACUAUAUUAAUCAUGUUCAUUUUGAUCAACACGAAACAGACAAAAAUGUUGGCUCAGCAGAGAAAACUGACAACUCUGAAAGUGCAACAGGGUUGCUGAAUAUUGAUCAGAAUCCAAUGCUAAAUGUGCCAAUAACUAUGAUUCAAAGUCCGUCUUCUGAAGAUGAAGAUGAGCAUUCAGCCCUCUUAUCAUCCAGUACUGAAAGACUUUCUCGAUCUUUCAGCCAUUCAUCAACUGGGUCAAGAUUUAGACCAAGAACAAACACUAAUGUAUCUAGUAAGAGCUAUCUUAACACCCAUUCUAGUCUCAAAAUACCCAAAACUUACGAAAAAAAUAAUCUUCAAGCAUCUGUUUCUUGCUCUAACUUUACUGACAGCAAAUCUAAAGAAAAAGCUUUACUUGAUCAAUUAGGUUUCCAAGGAAACGGACUUAAUCGUGACUUUAGAUCUUUAGAAUGGUGUCAUCAUUUCUAUGAGAUUCAAGAAGAAAUGGACGAAUGUUUAAGAGAAUCAAAGCGUGAACGCAAAAAAGAAACUUUGGAAGAAGCUAAACGAAAGUUAACUUGCCAACCAACUCCAAAUUUAAAUAUGAAUACUUGUAUUAAACAACCAACUGAGACAAAUGAUAGUGCAAUAGUUAUAAGUACACAUGUAGAUGAAUUGAAACCAAUACAAAAUGCUGAGUUGUCGGAAUCAGCCGAUUCUAUGGACGAAGGUGAUUCGUCUUCUGAAAAUAGCUCCGACAUUCUUUCUAUCAAACUUCAUCCCAAGUCUGUUUACAUGUACAAAGUUAAUAACGUCAAUGGAAAACCAUUUUCAAAAUUACAAAGUACAGUAAAUGAAAACAGUGCUUUAAACAAUGGCGACAUUUAUAAAAGACAAAGUUAUGUUAGAGAGAGUCCCUAUGACUCGGACAAGUCAUCAGAAAAUAAUCAUAAAAUUAUUCGAAAGCCUAGUAGCAUAAAACGCUUCAUUUACAAGUGUAAGAAACGACGUGGUAUCAAAAACCUCAUAUCUUCUAAAACAACAUCAAAUGAAAGAAAGGCAUCCAAAGUGCUCGGAAUUAUUUUUGCUGUUUUUGUGAUAUUGUGGACACCAUUUUUUAUUGCUAACAUACUGUCAGCAACAUGUGAAAGCUGUAGCAAGUAUAUUACACCAGAAAUGAUGUCAUCAUUUGUAUGGAUGGGCUAUAUCGCAUCUCUAGCAAACCCGAUCAUUUAUACAAUGUUCAACACAGCAUUCAGAACUGCCUUCCUUAAAAUCUUAUCGUGUAAACUGUGUGGGAAAGGACGUUCACAGUACCAUCGUUCUAGUAUUCCAAGCCACCCUGCGUCAAUGUUUCAUGACAGACGACAAACACUUACAGUUCUAAUCAACGGUCAGCAGGAUAGAAUACAUAGUGACUUUAGUUCUAACGGAAGAUAAAAUUUUACAUUUCUAAAUAGUUCUUAAUAAUUUACUAAUAUAUUACAUCUGUGAUAUGUCUUUUAUUACAUUUAGUGCAAUACAUUUGUAUUGGUAAAAAGGAAUUGUUAAAAACACAAAAAGAACAAGAAUGAUCAAUUAAUAAUUAAUUGAUUUUCAAUAUUUUUGAAAAAAUCUUUAGGUUGAAACUUUUGCCAUGAUAUACAGAAAUUAAUAAAGAAAUAGAAACAAAUCUAUAUUGCGAAACAAAUAUAUUGCAGAAUUAAUAUGAUUUUAUUUUCUAACUCUGUGUGUCAGCAUGCAGUGCCAGACUUGAUUAUUAUGAUAAGGAAUCAAAUCUUCAAUAAAAAAAGUUCUUGUACAAUUUUAAUGCUGAUAACUUUGGUCCUUUAUUUAGUUUUAGUUCUAGAACUUAAAAAUGCCUUUACAUCAUGAAAGACUUAUGGGAAUGCAUAAAGGCACCAUUAGCUGAAUAAAAAGUUAAUUAAGAUAUUCAUUAGAAACACACUAAGUCUUUCUGGUACAGAAGGGUUUAAGAGGAAUAAAAUAUUCUGAACAAUAUAUGCUAUAAUGGUUGUAAUUUUGAUUAGUUAAGUUAGAACAAAAUUGAAACUAAAUAAAAUUACAAUUUACUUAAAUUUAACCCAGCAGAACAGCCCAAUAAUUUAAAUGCUGAGUUGAGGAUCUAAGUAGAAUCAAAGUGUCUGUUUCUUUUUCUUAAUGAGGAACGAGUUCCUAUUAAAAUUAUCUUGAAGGACAAAAUGCAAAGUCAGGGCAUGCAUUUUUAAUUGUCUUUAUUUCAAAACAAGUUGAAUCAACAAUUCCCUUGUAAUUUAAAACCAGUAAAUUCAAUAAUUUACAUUUAUUCUGUAACCAGUCCAAUGUCCAUAAAACAUUAAAAAACUAGUCCAUCAAAACAAUUUCUCUGAGUUUUAAACCAAGUUCAAUAUAUAUUUUUUUCUUAUUUGAAUAAGGUUAUUUAUCAUUUUUUCAUAUAAAAAACUUCUAUUGUCUUUAAGCUUAUUUUAAAUUUAUAUUUUAAUAUUUAAGAUGUACAUUUCAAGUUUGUUGUGGCAUUUAUGUGUUUUAGUGCUGGUCACUAAUACAGUCAAUAAUUGUUUCAUGUUUAUUCCAUGUUCAGUUAUUUUGUUAUCAUUUCACCAUACAUCAGCUCAUUUAAUAAUAUUUUAUGAAUUCUACUUUAAAAAUAAAAUUUUAUUAUUGUAAUUUAUUUGUUUGAUGU